GCGUGUCCAAGGCGUCAUCUUUAAGCUCACAAAAGUGUGGCUGACAAGUAAUAAGCCACACGUUGACAAGUGAAUUUAAUGCUGCCGGGGACAAUCGUUCUGCGUCUCUUUUGAUCACAUAAGAUGUCUUCACUCCUCAAGGUGGACAAUGAAAUUAAAACAAAGGUUGAUGCUUUCAGGGAACGUAUCACUUCAGAAGCAGAGGAUCUAGUUGCGAAUUUUUUCCCAAAGAAGUUACUGGAGCUUGAUCACUUCCUUAAGCUUGUUGUUUUUCAGGAUCCCAUCAUAAACAUCACUGAACUGAAGGAGAUCCACUCUGAGAUAAACCUGACGGUGCCAGACCCCAUCCUGCUCUCAAACCUGCAUGACGGACUAGAAGCGCAAAAUGCCAAAAAGCGAAAGCUGGAGGAUGGAGGGGAGGACGCGGUGACUGGCACCAAGGUCUUUGUCAUGCCCGGUGGAAUGAUGAAGAGCAACGGAAACCUUGUCGAUCUCAUUGAAAAGGUCAAACCAGAGAUCAGGACACUCAUAGAGAAAUGUAACACAGUCAAAAUGUGGGUUCAGCUGCUUAUCCCCAGGAUAGAGGAUGGCAACAACUUUGGGGUGUCCAUCCAGGAGGAGACAGUAGCUGAGCUCAGAACAGUUGAAGGGGAGGCAGCCUCUUACCUCGACCAGAUAUCAAGAUACUACAUCACAAGGGCAAAGCUGGUUUCUAAAAUAGCUAAAUAUCCACACGUGGAGGACUAUCGGCGCACAGUAACCGAGAUUGAUGAGAAGGAAUACAUCAGUCUGAAGAUCAUAGUUUCAGAGCUCCGAAAUCAAUAUGUAACGUUACACGACAUGAUCCUGAAGAACAUUGAGAAGAUCAAGAGGCCACGAAGCAGUAAUGCUGAUGCACUGUACUGAUUUUCAUCCAGCCAUCUCAGCCUCAGCCUCCACCUCCCAUCUCCACCCCCCUGUCUCCCUGCCAUGCCUGUCCAGCUACAGUAGCCUGGCCCUGGUCCACAGGACUACGACAUUCACCUACUUCAGUACAAUCAAGUCAGCCCAGUACAGAAACAUAGCUUCCAUAGGACACAACGCACAUGUUUUUGUUUUAAAUGUAAGAUAUUUUUUUUGUUUUAAACCCUUUGAAGACAUAAAUAUUCUCUCAGAAAAUGGGGAGAUAGAUCAUAGACAACAAAAAGCGCUAUGUAUUUUUUAAUUUUAAUUAAACAUUUCGUCCUCAGAUCUUUGUGAAAUUGCUUCAUUUAUAGCUCUUAAGACAAAUUCAGAGCAAAGUGGUUUGUUUCCCACCCACUGCUUCACUGAAUGUUUACUCUUCUUUUUUUAUUAUUUUAUUUAAGUCUUACGUUUGACUCCUGCUACAUCUGGAGGAUGGUCGUUUAUAGGAUACGCAACACAAAAUCAGUUUGUUUGUUUCUCCGAAUGUUAUACAUACACAGUUCAGUCGUAACAAAUAUGAAAGCUAAGCAGGUUUUAGGUCCACAGGCUUAUUGGUUUUCAGUGAAAAUUCAUAAGUCACCAAAGCAUCUCUUAUGUUGAGGCAUUGAUUCUAUUGAAUAAAACAUUUUUGAUAAGAGA
Molecule: messenger RNA, 1584 nt
Organism: Dicentrarchus labrax (European seabass)
Lineage: Eukaryota; Metazoa; Chordata; Actinopteri; Moronidae
Gene: psme3
Product: proteasome activator subunit 3
Exons: 10
Coding region: 124-906 (260 amino acids)
Biological process (GO): positive regulation of endopeptidase activity; regulation of proteasomal protein catabolic process; regulation of G1/S transition of mitotic cell cycle
Cellular component (GO): cytoplasm; nucleoplasm; proteasome activator complex
Molecular function (GO): endopeptidase activator activity
Source: RefSeq, a predicted model, not a curated record